Molecule: messenger RNA, 1621 nt
Organism: Ectocarpus siliculosus
Lineage: Eukaryota; Phaeophyceae; Ectocarpales; Ectocarpaceae
Source: the annotation of a GenBank genome assembly
AUGUGUUUUAGCGUCACCGUUCACCGUGCCCAAGGACCAACGGUUGACCGUACUUGCUUGGACCUCACGGUGGAUCCUUUCGCGCACGGUCAUUUGUACGUCGGUCUUUCCCGAGUGCGUAGGCGAAGGCUCCACACAAUGGUGCGGUGGGCGGUGACAGACACGGGAUGCCCGAACCACGUUAGCUGGGACAUCAACCCCAACUUUGCCGGGGUAUCCGAUAGAAACGCCUCCAUCCUGGCCUACCCGAUGAUGUCCGCGGACAAUGGGACGAAGGACCUGAGCUCUGCCUCGGGCACGAUCUGCAUGAUGCGCAAUGGGGUCUCCCAUGUACAGGACUACUUUGACACGGCCUUCUACCUGGAAGCGGACAGCUUCGACCCUUGUGGGGGGCACGCGACGCCCAACGGGUUCUACCACUACCACGGCACGGCGGUUGCCUGCAGGAACAGGCGGAGGCGGUCAAGGGCGAGCACUCGCCGCUGCUGGGCUGGUCAUACAUGUGCGGAGCCGAAGGGGCGGACGACACGGUCUGCCUCGACGUGUGCUCCGGCUACGAGGCCUUCAUCGACACGGAUGAGUACGCCUACCGCUACUACACGCGACCGCUACAACCACAACAGGUGCAGCGAGAAGGUCGACGCCUGCGGAGAUGACCCGGUGGCCGGCUACACCGCGGACCUCGUCCCCGCCGAGACCGCUUCGCUGGACGAGAUGUACGACGCCCUGCUGAUCGAAGGGCUCGACACCGACAUCAUCGGCAGCAACUUCACGGUCAACUGCACGCUGUACCUCGGUUCUGGCGGGGAUGGUACCGAGGACGAAGACGAUGCUACUUCUGCUACUUCUACUACUGCCGACGAAGGUGCUGUGACGGUCGACGAUGCUACGCACGACGCCGCGACCGCUGUGCUUGACGACGACGUACCAACUACGAGCGACGUCGCUACCAUGAUCGACGCCACCGAUGCUGUGGACGACGACGACACCGAUCCCGACGCUUCUGAGGCCGCUGAAGACGGUAGCAGCGAGUCCCCCCUCGGCGCCGCCAGCCACACCCCCGGAACGGUCUUCAUGGGCGUGAUCACCGCUGCUGCCGCUGCGAUGUUCGUUGGUGCCUAAGGAAGGAGCGCCGACGACACGAACAAAUUCAAAAGUGGUUGGUUUGUUGUGUCCGUGUUGUUGGUUGGUGGAAGAAAGAGAAGAACGGAGGUGGGGCUCCGGUGGCACCCGUGUUGGGGUGCUUUGACCCCUCUCUCUCGGCAGCGGGCUGUCUGGUAGCUUCUACGUGCCUUUGCACCUGCUGCAUACAGCUAUUGAGUAAAAAUUUGUGGUAUAAACUAUGUGAGGAGGGUUUUUGGGGUGGGGGGGUUUCUUCUACACCCACGGUGUCGUGAGACACCGCCCAGAGCUUUGGUUGCUGGUGGACGUGAUCUGAUUGCUGGUCUUGUGUCGUGUUCGUGCGUGCGGCGUUUGCUCGUCCUUGUGAGGGCCAUAAACGUCCUGCUCGUAUUUUGUAGUCUAGCGAUCGUUUGUUGGAUCAGAUUAUUGGACCAGUAAACGGGGUCACUCCAUUUGGCUUCGCGAACUGAGGGCGGUGGGGUAUGGGGGUCUCCCGUGU